GUUAAAAUUUAUGUUGAGAGACGCUGGAGUUGAAUAGACACAUUAAUUAAUUGACAAGAUAGAAAUGAGAGUAAAAAACUUUCUUAAGACUCAAUCUACUAAACAAAUUCAACCAUUACAAUUAAACAAUUCAAAUUUAGACUUCAAUAAUAGACAGAUAUCCAUGUAUUCCAAAAAGGAAAAAGGAGACUCCCACAUUUUCAGUCAAUUAGAAAAUAUUCCUCCAUAAAAAUAAUUGACUUAAUGUUCUAGAACUUCAGAUUGCUAAAUUCCACUAUUGAAAGAAAUAUAAGAAAUUGAUCAAUCGUACAAAAUAGAAAUUGAUUAAUUAAAAAAUACUAUCGUUCAACUAAAAUCGGUGAUUGAAGAACUAAAAGAAUGUGUUACAGGAUUAACAUAAUAGUUAGACUUAAAAUAAAAGUAAGCAUUUUAUUAACUUUAGAGAAGUUGAUUAAAUAAAUAAAGAAAAUGAAAAUAAUAAAGUUUUAGUUUAGACCUUGAGAGAUGAAAAUACAUAUUUAACAAGAGAAAUACAAUAAUUAAUGAAUGCACAAAAUCCUAACAAUCCAAAGGUCAGUUCUUUAACAAUUGAGGUUUAAGAAGAGAAAAAGAGAAGCGAAAAAUUGUAAUUAGAAAUAAGCGAAAUUAAAUAGAGAGUUGAAAAACAAAGAGAUUCUGCAAAAACAAAUUCAGAUUUCUAGAUAAUUGAAAAAUUGGUUCAUAAACUAGAAGAAGCCCAAGAAUAAUAACAACGUUAGAAUUAAUAGUUUAUGAAAUACGUUAUACAAUAUUUGGAUAAAUAAUAAACCUAAUAAAUUAGACCAAGUUCAACAAUAUUAUAAAGUAAUCACAAAAAAUAAAAGUCUAGUUUAAAGAAAAAAUGA
Paramecium sonneborni is the source of this 884-nucleotide messenger RNA. NCBI's taxonomy places the organism in Eukaryota, Ciliophora, Oligohymenophorea, Peniculida, Parameciidae. The record is from the annotation of a GenBank genome assembly.